This is a messenger RNA of Dacryopinax primogenitus, 1885 nucleotides long. Its product is annotated as asparaginyl-tRNA synthetase. Gene Ontology annotation, molecular function: nucleic acid binding; asparagine-tRNA ligase activity; ATP binding. The record is from RefSeq and is a predicted model, not a curated record. Gene Ontology annotation, cellular component: cytoplasm. Bases 80 to 1816 code for a protein of 578 amino acids. Gene Ontology annotation, biological process: asparaginyl-tRNA aminoacylation. Lineage: Eukaryota; Fungi; Basidiomycota; Dacrymycetes; Dacrymycetales; Dacrymycetaceae. The transcript has 6 exons.
GAGCGGGCUCAGUAAAGUCUCUUCAACAGCGUAUCUCAUAAAGACUUCAUUUCUGUAUACUACAAGGCUAUAUCUUGAAAUGGCUUCCAUCGUGGACAAAGUGGCUGAGAAGGUUGGCGAUCUAAGUCUGACUGGCGAUAAGGGUCCAGAAGUCUAUGUUGAUGAAGAGAAAGGCUCUGAUGAGAAAGGGGCUGGCACCGUGGCGGCACCGUACGCAACCGCCGUACACGCUAUGACCGUGAAAGGACACGACAUCAACAUCCUCACUCGCAAGAAGGAUGCUCAAGAGUACCAGCCAAUCACCAAAUCUGCGCUAAAGAACGUCAAGAAGACUGUCGAGACUAACGAGAGAAAAUCCAAGAAGGCAGCGGAGGAAGCAGAGAAAAACGCCAAGACUGCAGCAGAAGCCAAGGCGAGGGAAGAGAGGAGAAUCGAAGAAAGCAAGAAGAUCGUGUUGGUUGAGGAUUCUAGCUUGCCAAAGCCGACAAGAAGUAAGAUUGAAGGACUUCAGCCUUUGAGAGAACAACGCGUCCGGGUUUUUGGCUGGGUGCAUAGGUUGCGCCAGCAGAAAGAGAUGACAUUCAUCGUGCUGCGUGACGGAACUGGCUUCCUGCAGUGUAUCCUCGCCGGAAGAUGUGCGCAAACAUACGAUGCCUUGAUUCUCACGACGGAGAGCACUGUCGAGCUCGUUGGUACCGUCCAACCGGUCCCGGAAGGCAAGACCGCUCCCGGAGGCCAUGAACUUAUUGUAGAUUUCUGGCGCACCCUUGGCGCCGCACCAGGCGGCGACGACGCCUUCAACAACAGGUUCAACGAGCAAUCAGAUGCUUCAGUGCUGGCUGACCUCCGUCAUCUUACAAUUCGGGGUGAAACCGCGGCUGCUGUAUUACAUGUACGCGCAGCUGUUCUGAACGCUUUCCGUACGACGUUUGUGAAGCACAGCCUGACUGAAGUUACCCCACCCUGCAUGGUUCAAACGCAGGUAGAAGGCGGAAGUACUCUUUUUGAGUUCGACUACUAUGGUCAAAAGGCAUACUUAACCCAGAGUAGCCAGCUCUAUCUUGAGACGUGUCUUCCCAGUCUAGGGGAUGUUUUCUGUAUUCAGGAGAGCUUCCGUGCUGAAAAGAGCUUGACAAGACGGCAUCUCAGCGAGUAUACGCAUCUCGAAGCCGAGCUUUGCUUCAUCACCUUCGACGAUCUCAUGACCCAUAUCGAGAACAUUAUUUGCGAAACAAUCGACGUCCUUCUAAGUGAUCCUCGCAUGGCCGAGUUGGUUCAGAUGUUGAACCCUGGAUUCAAGCCGCCAAAGCGUCCUUUCCUUCGGAUGGAUUACAGGGACGCGAUCAAGUAUCUCAACGAUCACGGAAUCCAGCGUCCAGACGAGGUGACCGGAGAGAUCGGCGACCACGUCAUCGGAGAUGAUAUCGCUGAAGCCGCUGAACGCCAAAUGACAGAUCAGCUCAACGUGCCCAUCUUCCUCAACAAGUUCCCGAAAGAGAUCAAGGCAUUCUACAUGAAGCCGAUACCCGGUGACCCUAAAUACACUGAGAGCGUUGACCUGCUCAUGCCCGGUGUUGGUGAGAUCGUAGGCGGCAGCAUGAGGAUUGCGGACAUGCAAGAGCUGCUUAAAGCAUACAAACGCGAGGGUAUUGACCCAGAACCUUACUACUGGUUCACUGAUCAGAGGAAGUACGGCACAUGUGAGCAUGGUGGUUAUGGCCUCGGAGUGGAGCGUUUCCUCGCUUGGUUGACUAAGCGCUGGACCGUCCGCGAGUGUUCGCUCUAUCCCCGCUGGAUGGGUCGCGCAACCCCUUGAUAGAAAGGUGUUCUGACCAUUACUGUACCUCUUCGUUGAAUUCCAAUUACAUACCCGUAGAUGCUAUCA